AGACUGUUAGCUAUUUACACGGGAAUGUUACGGAAACGGAACACUGAUAAUUCGUGGUUGUUGCAUGUGUUAGCUUUCACAGACGUGUUUUGACGUGUUUUCUUUCUAUAUACUUAACAAGCUUUGCCUUUUCUUUCCCGAAAUAGGUUUUGCUUCCUCUCUUCUUUUCAUCCCGCGAUGUCUUUGCCUCUAUUUCCUCCUUUCCUCUUCUAUUUUGUAUUUUUUCAUUUUAUUUUUAGUACCAGUAAAUGCACACAUUCUCUUUUCUACAAAGUUCUUAACAUGCAAAUCUGAGAACUAAGAUGGGUUCUGGUAACGCUUGAUCUGGGCACGGUAAGUCGUAAUUACCGUGCUAGGUAGUGUCUGUUUAGGGUAGAUAAAAGUUUGGGCCUUUUUGUUUCGGGGGUGUUCAAGAUGUGGAGUAGAUAUUGGUGUGCCGGUGGUGGAGGAUCGAUUCUGAGGCAAAGGGUGUCUUUUGUUUUCAAUGGAAGCCAUGGUUGUGGGGGAAAGGUUCAAGCUUUUGAUCCUUUGAGGGGUUUUGAAGGGGAAUGUGGUGGAAGGAGAGGAGGGGUGGGGUUUGUGUUGAGGCAGAUGAAGAGGGGUGUCUGUUCUACAACUUCGGUUUCACACCCUGCUUCUGAUGGUGCGAAUGGGAAUGGGAAUAGUAAUAAUAAUAAUAAUAAUAAUGAUAAGGAUAAGGAUAAUAAUAGGAGUAAUGAUGAUAAUGGGAAUGGAACAAAAGGGUCAAUGUCCUUCCGUGAGGCGAAGAAGCUUAUGAGAUUGGCGAAUGUGGAAUCGCUGAAGGAGAAGCUUGAGAGGGAGGAGAAGGAUAUGAUUCCCUACUGUGAGCUUCUUCAAGAGUGUGAGAAAAUGGGUGUUGCAAGGAAUGCUGAGGAGGCUGCAGCAUUUGCACAGUGUCUUGAUGAUGCUGGGGUUAUUCUCCUCUUCAGAGACAAGGUCUAUCUGCAUCCUGAUAAGGUGGUGGAUAUGGUUAGAAGAGCAGUGCCUCUGGCACUAGCAGAUGAUGGUGAUCCAGUGAUGGAGGAGCUAAAGAAGAUGCAAGAGAAGAAGAGAGAAAUUGAUUCCUUGGCACACAAACAGGUUCGGAGAAUCCUGUGGUCUGGACUAGGAUGUGGUGUGUUCACUGUUGGACUGUUCUUCAGGCUAACAUUCUGGGAAUUCUCAUGGGAUGUGAUGGAACCUAUCACAUAUUUCACCACUACCACUGGUUUGGUGGUAGGCUAUGCUUAUUUCUUGUUCACUUCUAGAGACCCCACUUACCAAGACUUCAUGAAGAGACUCUUGAACUCCAGACAGAAGAUCCUUAACAAGACCUUCAAUUUUGAUGUUGACAGAUUCAAUGAGCUCCAAUGCAUGUGCCAUAAACCUUUGAAUGCCAAAGCCAUUUUCAGAAAUCGCCUUGGGGUGGAACAGGAUUUGGAGGAUGUUUUGCGCAAAGAUUAACCCACUCACUAACUUCUCUUUCAGUAUGAAUCAUAUUCAUACUUUUGGUUUCUAAAGAUAAAUCUUUUCCAUUAACCCUUACCGAACAAAAUAAGAAAAAUGUUUCAUUAUUCAUUUAUUCC
Vigna unguiculata (cowpea) is the source of this 1586-nucleotide messenger RNA. RefSeq names its product calcium uniporter protein 2, mitochondrial-like. Gene Ontology annotation, biological process: calcium import into the mitochondrion; mitochondrial calcium ion homeostasis. NCBI's taxonomy places the organism in Eukaryota, Viridiplantae, Streptophyta, Magnoliopsida, Fabales, Fabaceae. Gene Ontology annotation, cellular component: uniplex complex. The record is from RefSeq and is a predicted model, not a curated record. Gene Ontology annotation, molecular function: calcium channel activity; uniporter activity.